UUUGAUACCACUCUUCCGAAGGACAAUUGUGUUCUAUGAUUUGAACUCUUCUGCCUCUUGAUCAAACCCAUCCACCCCCAUUGGGCUGCAUACGUCCAAGGUCUUCAGUCUAAUACAGCAAGAUGAUUGUGACGCGCGGAAUAUCAUUGACAAACUUUGUGGUGGCAUCGUCGGCACUCGCAUUCCAAGUUUUUGUCCUGUAUCCAUGGCACAAGCAGCUCGACGACGGGUUCGAGGCCCUUAAGAAAGAGCACCUUCGAGUCUUAAAAUCUCUCGAACAGCUACAGCAGGACAGUCGGAAGCAGCUUGACAAACGAUUGGCUUAAAACAUGGAUGGAUCAUUACGGCAAGAUGUGGCGAUAGAAUAGACGGAUUCGGUUAAUAAAACAAAGCAUAGACACGGCCUCCUUCUCGAUAGUAAUAUCGAGUUACGGAGCCAACGAAAGGUAUAUACUGGGGAUAAUGUACAGGGGUCUCACAAUGAGCUUAUCGAGUGUCUUGACUUCCCAGACUUUGAGAAACAAUGUAAGACUUCCUUAAAAGAUGACAGCCUGUAACAUUAAGCCACUCUUUUCUACUUGAUGGCCUAGAUACGAAAGCGAUGUGUCAAUUAAACCACGAUGCAUUAUGUGUCGAGGAAAUGACUACCGCAGAAAUUGAAGGUUUCUGGCGCGGAUAUGGCCG
Aspergillus eucalypticola CBS 122712 is the source of this 684-nucleotide messenger RNA. RefSeq lists its product as uncharacterized. The transcript is spliced from 2 exons. The record is from RefSeq and is a predicted model, not a curated record. NCBI's taxonomy places the organism in Eukaryota, Fungi, Ascomycota, Eurotiomycetes, Eurotiales, Aspergillaceae. Bases 123 to 326 code for a protein of 67 amino acids.